GUUUUAGGGUUUAUGUCGAAUAUGGAGAAGGAUCAAGGUGAAAUCGAAGUAGGCUCCGACUUGGGAAACAAUUCAACAAUACAAGAGAAGAAAUAAACCCUUCAAUUCUUCGAUUCUAUAUCUUUAGAUACAAGCGAACACUCCUCCUCCGCUGAGGAAUGCAGAUAUAAAGAGAUUACUCGUGCAAUAGAAGAGGGCAAACCUUUUAAAGUCACUUGGCAAGUUGUGCCAAUGAGGACACUUGAGCUAAUGAAGGAGAGGGGCUUGCUUAUAUUAGAUGAUGAUGAGCCAACUGAAGAAGAGAAGUUGCUUGAGAGAGAUACCAGUGGCAGUGGUAAGAGGAGAAGGGUAGGACAAGAGCACUGCGGCUCAGAUCUCAACGAGACUGGAUCAGGUGAGGACAUUGUUUUACCUUUUACCAAGACGUUAGAUUCGUGGAAAGAGUAUGAGUUGAAUGAGUUCUACAAUAGAAUACCACAGCGUCCUCACUUCCGUCCAUUGUUUUACUCGCUUGGAAAUUUUCGUGAAUGGGUUGCAUUAGGUCUGACUAUGACUUUUAUCGCCUUAACAAAGGCAGUAGAUGUUAUUGGGGAGGACACUCCAAUAACCACUAGAUGACUACGAAAAGACAUUGGAAAUGCUAGAAGAGCACGAAUUCGACGUUAAAGCACCUUUAUCACGGAUCAAGGAGCUGUCAUCUGUCGUCAAAA
Messenger RNA from Camelina sativa (false flax), 710 nucleotides. RefSeq names its product DUF724 domain-containing protein 4-like. Lineage: Eukaryota; Viridiplantae; Streptophyta; Magnoliopsida; Brassicales; Brassicaceae. The record is from RefSeq and is a predicted model, not a curated record.